Molecule: messenger RNA, 1617 nt
Organism: Mangifera indica (mango)
Lineage: Eukaryota; Viridiplantae; Streptophyta; Magnoliopsida; Sapindales; Anacardiaceae
Product: UDP-rhamnose/UDP-galactose transporter 6-like
Exons: 6
Coding region: 324-1325 (333 amino acids)
Cellular component (GO): Golgi apparatus
Molecular function (GO): antiporter activity; UDP-galactose transmembrane transporter activity
Source: RefSeq, a predicted model, not a curated record
GUUGUGGUAUUCGCGUGCUUUGCUGGCCAUGACACGAGCCCCCUAAUUUCUUAACUGGAAAAUUAGCACUGUAACUACGACACGCCUCAUUACUUCCCUCUCUAGCAUUUCACUGUAACAAUUAGUGAAACACUUUAACUACAUUUGAGUUUUCUCAAUUUCUUCAAUCACGUUCAACAAGUUUCCAACUCCUUCUCGUCUCUAUUUCACGGAUCCAUCACUGUGAAUGAGGGUAAAUGAAUUGGAUUUCACAUGUAAGUGGAGGGGUUGCUCUGUGAUUGUGAGGGAUAAAAUACUUGAGGCAUUUCAUCUGUAAGAAAUAUAUGAAAAUGUCUCCUGCCAGCAGGGCAGAUAAGAAGGCAGCUGCAGAUGCAGCCGCUUGGAUGUUCAAUGUUGUCACUUCUGUUGGGAUUAUUAUUGUCAAUAAAGCAUUAAUGGCUACAUAUGGCUUUAGUUUUGCUACAACAUUAACCGGUUUGCAUUUCGCUACAACAACCUUGAUGACGUCUGUUCUAAGGUGGAUGGGAUACAUCCAACCAUCUCAUCUACCCUUCCCGGAGCUUCUAAAGUUCAUUAUAUUUGCAAACUUUUCCAUUGUUGGAAUGAAUGUUAGUCUGAUGUGGAACUCAGUGGGUUUCUAUCAGAUAGCAAAAUUGAGUAUGAUCCCUGUAUCAUGCCUUUUGGAAGUUGUAUUAGACAAGAUUCGAUACUCCAGGGACACAAAGCUAAGCAUAUCAGUUGUUCUAUUGGGUGUUGCUGUUUGCACAGUUACCGAUGUGAGUGUCAACACCAGAGGCUUCAUAGCUGCCUUUAUUGCAGUUUGGAGCACAUCUUUGCAACAGUAUUAUGUACAUUACCUUCAACGGAAGUAUUCACUGAGCUCUUUCAAUCUAUUGGGACAUACUGCUCCUGCCCAGGCUGUCACACUGCUCUUGAUCGGCCCCUUUCUCGAUUAUUGGUUAACAGGCAAAAAAAUCAAUGCCUUUGACUACCAAGCAGCUUCAGUGGUAUUCAUAAUUCUGUCAUGCACAAUUGCAGUAGGGACGAACCUCAGCCAAUUCAUCUGCAUCAGCAGAUUCACAGCCGUAUCAUUUCAGGUACUCGGUCACAUGAAGACAAUCCUGGUGUUGGUCAUGGGUUUUCUCUUCUUUGGAAAAGAAGGUCUCAAUCUGCAUGUUGUUCUGGGUAUGAUCAUUGCUGUAAUCGGAAUGAUCUGGUACAGCAAUGCCUCAACAAAGCCCGGUGGAAAGGAGCGUCACAGCUUCUCACUACCGAUAACCAAACAACAAAAAAGGGAUUCUGCUGAACAUGAUGGGAGAGUCUAAUUAUUUAUACAGGAAGAUAAGUUGAGUUGAGCAUAGAAAGGUAGCUGAUUUUAGGAAAUUUUUAUUAUUAUUCAUCAUUUGAGAUUACAGAUCCAACCCUCUUGAUUCUUAUUUUUUUUGUUUUUGCUUGAUUCUGUAAUUGUUAGUUUAUAUCCAUUUGUAAUGAAUCCCAUCAAGGGAAAAAGGAUGUGAUUGAGUUAGGAUUAUAGGUUACCUCUGUUUCACCUUCAUAAGUCACGAUAAUUGUUAUUCUUUUUUCCAUUUUUUAGGAGUUGGUAUUUUAUUUGCUACA